AACACGAAUAUAAACUCACCUUAGUCACAUUGGCCUUGUUUUAAUUUAAAGGACAAACAGCACGUGUUUGUAAACGUUUGCCUUGUUAUCUCAGGUUGUUGGGUUGAAGACGUGUAGCAGCUUCUUCAGGGGAGGUGCAAACACGGAAACGCGCUUCAAACAGACACCGCCGUAAAGGAAGCGCGUCGCCGGGAGUGACAACAGUGACACACGUCGCGCCGACGUGGAGGAAUGGACAGAGGAGACAGUGGAGACAGAGGAGACAGAGGAGACCUGACAGUCUGCGGCACAAGGAGGCGCAGCAUCAGUGUCAACUCAACCAUCUGCAUGUGAGGAGCGGAGGAGCCGCAGCCUGCAGGAGACCCGCAACUCUGGAGGCUGCAACAGGGAAGCCCUCAGUGGACUGCGUGCUGCAGACGUCCAGCUCUGAGCUGCAGGACACGAUGAGACGCCUGGGCUCAAACUCGGAGGAUCGCUCCCGCCUCACUGCCGCCCUUUCCUGCCUGAAGAGUGCGGAUGAAACAGGAGGUGACGUGAAGCCUGACUCGGACCUCCAACAGGACAGUGAUGUCUUCUCUUCCACUAGCUCGUUGCCCCUGCAGCCUGCCAGCGGCCGAGGCCCCUCCAUCUCCAUAUCAGUGGCCCCUUGUUCAUAUGACCAAAGACUGUGCAUAACGCCAGAUGAAGCAAUUGACGUCUUCACCCCGGAGCCAGUCACCCCUCCGGCCACUCAGGUGUCAAAGACGCGCACCGCGAGGCAAUCGCACACGUCUCCUCCGCCUCCUCGCAAAUUGCUGCAGCUCUUCCCCGGCAUCGCACUGACGAGGUGCAAGAGUCAAGAGUCGCAGCUCGCCAACCGCAUCGAAGAGCCCACCUCAAACAAAAUUUGUAAGAGGAACAAAGUGUUGGCUAUGCUUCAGAUCAACGGCAGCGGGAACAGUCCCGAGGACUCUGCGUUCCGCUCGCCGCUGCUGUCCGCCCGGACACCGGGUCCUGUUCCGGCCUCGGCACCAUACACGAUGUCCGCCGUCCCCAACCUGCUGGACAAUAUGACCAUGACCAGAGGUUCCCCUCAGACGAUGAGGAGAGACAUUGGCCUGGCCAUAACACACAGGUUUUCCACCAAGUCUUGGCUCUCACAGACGUGCCAAGUGUGUCACAGGAGCAUGAUGUUUGGUGUAAAGUGCAAGCACUGCAAGUUAAAGUGCCACAACAAAUGCACCAAAGAUGCUCCCUCAUGUCGGAUUUCAUUUCUAACAUUGCCAAGGAUGCGCAGGGCAGAAUCAGUGCCCUCAGAUAUCAAUAAUCGCAUUGAUCACACAGCAGAGAUCCCACUGCAAUAUGGCACGUUGCCAAAGGCAAUAAACAAAAGGGAGCCUCCCGCCACUUUAAACCAGCUGGAUUCCAGCAGUAACCCGUCAUCAGCCACCUCCUCCACACCCUCCUCCCCCGCACACCUGCAGCAGAGUAACCCCCCAAGCGUCAGCGCCACCCCACCUGCCAACCCUUCUCCACGGGGCUCCAGCGACAAUCGCUUCAACUUCCCAGAUGUCCCUGUUUCCAUGAGUGCUGCUGUUCCACAUUCAAGCAGCCACAAUGACUCUGGAGCGUCACAGGUGACCGUCACUGAGACACAGCUCCCAUCCACAGAACAUGGAGCGCAGGAGGGGGCAGAGGAAGACUACCCAGCUGAGGACGAGGAAGCAGCUGACCAGAGCAACGCUAAUAAUAGUUAUGCUGCCGAGGAGUAUGAUGAAGAUGAGCUGGAGGACCUGCCGUCCUCCAUAUGUCGCCGUGGGACCGCUGGUCGCUGGAGGGGCCAGAUCUGUCGUAAAGCCAGCCAGACCAGCGUCUACCUGCAGGAGUGGGACAUCCCGUUUGAGCAGCUGCAGCUGGGAGAGCUUAUUGGCAAGGGUCGCUGGGGGAGGGUGCAUAAGGGUCGCUGGCACGGUGAGGUGGCCAUUCGCCUCAUGGAGAUUGACGGCAACAACCAGGAUCACCUGAAGCUCUUCAAGAAGGAGGUGAUGAACUACAGGCAGACCAGGCACGAGAAUGUGGUCCUGUUCAUGGGCGCCUGCCUGGCUCCGCCCCACCUCGCCAUCAUCACCAGUUUCUGCAAAGGUUUGACUUUGUUCUCUGUUGUGAGAGAAAGAGGUCACAUGCUGGACAUCAAUAAAACCAGACAGAUUGCACAGGACAUAGUCAAGGGAAUGGGUUAUCUUCAUGCCAAAGGCAUCAUUCAUAAGGAUCUGAAGUCUAAGAACGUGUUCUAUGACACAAACAGGGUGGUCAUCACAGACUUUGGCCUGUUUGGGAUGUCUGGCGUGGUAGAAGAAGGCAGACGGAAUAAUGUGUUGCGGAUACCCCACGGCUGGAUUCACUACCUGGCUCCAGAGAUUGUCCGUAAGAUGAGUCCAGAGGUGGAUGACGACCAGCUGCCUUUUUCCAAAGCUGCUGAUGUCUAUGCCUUUGGCACAGUCUGGUAUGAGCUUCAGGUCGGAGACUGGCCAAUCACCAACCAACCUGUGGAAGCUAAAAUCUGGCUCGUUGGCAGCGGUGUGGGCAUGAAGAAUGUGCUGACAGAUGCCAAUCUGGGGAAGGAGGUUACGGAGAUCCUCUCCGCCUGCUGGUCCUUCGAGGCAGACGACAGGCCGACUUUCACCCUGAUGUCAGACAUGCUGGAGAAACUUCCCAAACUGAACCGCAGGCUCUCUCACCCUGGACACUUCUGGAAGACUAAUGAGUAUGUAUCAUAGACAGAUGGGACAUUCCUGUCCCAGAGCGAACCAGCCGACAACACCAACACUAACAAGGGGAGUCUUUGAUUUAGUUCAUCACUGCUGUAUCAUUAUCCACAUAUUCAUGUCACAACGGCGUGAGGGCAGAAUGGGUUUGAGCUGAAAAGAACCAAUACAUGAUCAAUCAAAUGCAAAUGUUAAAAAAAGAAUAGGAUUUUAUAAAGAAAUGUGAAUAUUAUGAUUCUGUCCUGCUGAUUAUCAACUGAUAUAAAGGAUCUGAAAUGUGACUUUUGUAUUUUGGGGAAGUGUCUCUGAAUUCUUUAUUCCUAACAUGGCAUAUUAGUCCUUGCUCUCUGAAUACUGACGUUCUCAGUACUGACGUACUUUUUUGUGUGUUUCUGAGAAUCACUCCAUCUUUCUCUUCCCUGUCAUUUCCUGUCAACUGGGUGUCGACUGAUCCACCCCUGCCUGCUCCUGCUGUGUCUGAUCUCCAUGGCUUCCCUUGGAUCCUACACUUCCUCUUCAUCUGUGCCUCUGCUCCUCUCUGUCCAUGUGCUCACUUGUUUUCCAACACUCCCAAUUUCUGUCUCUUUGCCGCUUUUGUCUGCUGGUGAAGGUUGUGGGAUCAUCAUCAUCAUCACUGUCUGAGAGAUCUCUGUCAUCAGGGUCUGCAUGCUCACUGUCCAUACAUGUACAAAUACAGCAGCUGAGAGCUGACCGCCUUGAAGAACUCUCUUGUCAAAAACUGCACAAGGUCUGUUUUCAUGUGGUGGUGUCAUGUGAUCUGGAUCUGAUGAUGAUGAUGAUGAUGAUGAGACAUGGUCCUAAUCAGGAACAACAGGAUACUUGGGGUAACCUGAGUGGAGAGGACAACUCCCUUAAAUUGUAUAACUGGUUCUGGUUGGAAACCCCUUAACUGGACCCGCUUAUGUUCUUCUGGCGGGGCCCGGUUUCUAGAUGAUGUCUGUGAACUUCCUUUUGCAAAAAAUGUCAGCAUGGCGCCAGCCAAAUUGUGAACAUCGAGGCUUCAAAACGGCAGUUCAGAUUCAGCCACACAGAGAUUUUAUACAUGAACUGCACUUGAAAUGUUCUGAUUUGCUCAGUUUGAAUCCUGGCAGGACAAUGGCUCUUGUGAAUUUAAAAUUUUAAUUGUGAAUUAUGUGAUAAUGCUGCAGCUGUGUGUGCGUGUGUGUGUGUGUGUGUGUGUCCUGCCUCACUCCAGUCAGUAUGUGUGUACGAUAUUCAAUGAAUGUCAUGGGCUUCAAAAAUAAAGAAAUGGUGAAACCCAAUCAAGCAUGAUCAAGCAGUGACCCAAUGUAUACAUGUAUAUAAAGUGCUGGUUGUUGUAUUUAAAAUACAGUGCUUGUGUGAGUACAUGGUUUCAUUGUAACUGGUACUUCAUUUGUAUUUAUGUAUAGAUGAUAGACACUCGAAACUGUUGACAGUUGAUUGGUGUUUUUCUUUUUGAGGGUGGGUUGGGAGAAUUUUUGUACAUAAUUUGUUGAUAUUUUGGAAGCUUCUGGUCUGAACAACUGUAGACAUUAAAGCUGAUUUAAAGAUAAA
This is a messenger RNA of Solea senegalensis (Senegalese sole), 4301 nucleotides long. Its product is annotated as kinase suppressor of Ras 1-like. Gene Ontology annotation, molecular function: protein kinase activity; ATP binding. Gene Ontology annotation, biological process: protein phosphorylation. The coding region runs from base 444 to 2756 and encodes 770 amino acids. Lineage: Eukaryota; Metazoa; Chordata; Actinopteri; Pleuronectiformes; Soleidae. The record is from RefSeq and is a predicted model, not a curated record. The transcript is spliced from 18 exons.